Messenger RNA from Pieris macdunnoughi, 1824 nucleotides. NCBI's taxonomy places the organism in Eukaryota, Metazoa, Arthropoda, Insecta, Lepidoptera, Pieridae. The record is from the annotation of a GenBank genome assembly.
AUGAAUAUCGCAAGGAAAUUAACAACAAUACCUUAUAAUGUGCGGAAGACUUUUUACAGAAAAUUCAAAAUUUCAUCAAUAAACAGUGAUACUGUUGAAGCAACUCAGCCAAAAGUGCAAGAAGAGAAGUUUGAUUUUGAAGAUUUAAAGGUGUUUGAGCGCACAGAACGAAGAAGCGCCAAAAUAGACCCGUUUAUGAAAGAAGUUUUCGUUUCAAAAUUUAACCGCGACUUACUCGCUUAUCCAGAAAUUUUGACUAAAGACGAGGACGAAGCCCUCGAAAACAGGAUAUCUUUCCUCAAAAAGUCAUUUUCUAACGCUAACAGUACAAAAGAAGAACGCAAAAAUACGUUAAGACGAGCUAGUAUGUAUGCGGCUACUGUAAAUCUUACUAAGAACGGUUUAGCAGCUAAUUAUACAGAACUAUUACGAUAUUUAGAAAUAAUAGGAGCUGAUUUAGAAUUAGGACAGGCUAUAAGCGAGCAUUGGGUUGGUGUGACAGCUCUCUCACAAGGUUUAUCAGCAGAUGACUAUACAGAUAUUAUUGAUGAAAUAGUGUCUGGUGAUGAUACAAUUAGUAUUUGUAUUAAAGAGAGGAUGUCUGAUAGAUUAACUCAGCCAGACUUCAGGACCACAGCUGAAAUUGAUGAGAAAGGUAUUUGGAGAAUACAUGGGGAGAAAAUUCACAUCAACAAAACUGGUUAUAUUCUUGUUUUGGCCAUAACAGACGGCAGCAAACUAAAAGCGUUACUUGUCCGACCUGGAGCUGAGGGAAUAAGUUAUAAGGACAAUUUUGUUACCUUCUCCAAUACGCCUGCUUUAGAAUUGAACAUGGCAAACGAAGCAAUUCUAAGUCAGACAUUAGGUACUAAUCGCUUGCAUACAGCAACACUGUGCAGGACAAGCUUACAACAAGCAACACAGGCCUGUUUAGAGUAUAUUCGUCCACGGUUUAUAAAUGGCAAGCCGCUAUCAGAAUUAUCAACAAUCAGAUCGACGAUCGGAGAAGCUAUAUUAUAUAUAUACGCGAGUGAAAGUGCAGAGUACUUCACAGCUGGUCUACUCGAUGGCUUCAUGGAUCCUGAUGCUGAACUGGAGAUGGCUAUGUGCAGAAAUUUUAUAUCGCACCAUGGGCAGCGUGUGCUCCUAAAACUUCUGGCGAUACCAGGAGUGGAGAAACAGAAAGACUGUCUCCGAUUACUGGAGAAUAUGAGGUCAUUGACCCUGCGAGGGGAGAACGUCGAAGAAGUUAAUAUGUUUAUAGCAUUGCACGGAGCCCACCACGCCACCAAAUCAAUGGCAGAAGAGAUUAAGAAGAUAAGGAAUCCGUUUUUUAAUCCGACUUUCGUGUUCAAGAAGAUGAUUACCAACAGGCAUCAGGAUAAAGAUGAUCCAAAACUGGACUUAUACUUGUCCGAACACCUUCACCCGAGUCUGAAGCCACCGUCAGAGAGCCUAGAGUAUUGUGUCAAACGCAUGCGUUUCGUCACCGAGAUCAUCAUGUCCAGGCAUGGCUUGGAAGUCGCAAGCGCAUACACGGAGUUGAAUCGGUUGGCUGAGGCUGCAACUGAAAUAUUAGUGUGUACCGCUGUCCUUGCGAGAGCUUCGAGAUCUUACUGUAUCGGACUGAGAAAUGCGGCGAACGAAAUGAAGUUGGCAGCGUGUUACGUCGAAAUGACUAAAAAUAGGGUCAAAACGCUAUUAUCUGAAAUUAUUGAUGGGGAGUACCUCAAUUUAGACCAUUUCAGAGUGCAAUUUGGUCGGAAAUAUCUGGAUACGAACGAAAGUUUGACUGAGAAGCCUACUGCUAGGGUGUUUUGGUAG